This is a messenger RNA of Nematocida parisii ERTm1, 577 nucleotides long. RefSeq lists its product as uncharacterized. The coding region runs from base 1 to 555 and encodes 184 amino acids. The record is from RefSeq and is a predicted model, not a curated record. Gene Ontology annotation, molecular function: GTP binding; GTPase activity. NCBI's taxonomy places the organism in Eukaryota, Fungi, Microsporidia. The transcript has a single exon.
AUGGGUAUUAGAGAGUGUCUUAUCGAGACAAGAAAUUGUUUAAAUUACUAUUUCUUCGGAAAGAAAAUAAAGAUAUGUCUUUGCGGCCCUUCAAAGUCAGGGAAAACCUCUUUUUAUAAAGCAUUUACUGAGAAAAAAGUACUAAAGAAAGAGCCCUCCACCAUUGGAUCUCGCACCAGGCACUUUACUAAAAAUGGCUUGCGUGGAUUGUUCUUUGACAUAGGGGGCGCUGCUGAGUACAAUAAUCUUAGAGACCUUUGUUAUAGAAAGUCAAAUGCUCUUCUUUUUUUUGUAAAUGCAUCCGACCCAGAUAGCUUUAUAGAUGCAAAAACAAUGCUCCUAGGCCUACUUAAUAGAAAUAAGAGGAAAAACAUGCCGAUUCUCAUACUCUGCACGCACAAUGAUGUGGAAGGAUUUGUGGAUUGUAAGAACAUUGCCCUACAUCUUUCUCUGGACUCUUUCCUAGGAAAAGACAUUGCCUGUUACUCAAUUUCUUCCUUGACUCUGUCCAAUUUUACAGCAGUAGAAGAGUGGAUUAUGAUGCAUGCAAAAUAAAGAUUUAAAUAGAAUAAUGCGC